Aspergillus heteromorphus CBS 117.55 is the source of this 607-nucleotide messenger RNA. RefSeq lists its product as uncharacterized. Bases 307 to 555 code for a protein of 82 amino acids. The record is from RefSeq and is a predicted model, not a curated record. The transcript has 2 exons. NCBI's taxonomy places the organism in Eukaryota, Fungi, Ascomycota, Eurotiomycetes, Eurotiales, Aspergillaceae.
GUGCACAUUGUUAGUGUACCUUCUCAGCUACUAAGGUACUAGCAGUACCUGUUGCAGCUACCAUCUGGGUACUAAGCGAUCGAUCGAUCGGAAUUCAUGUCCAUCGGUUCUCUAUGGGCAAAGGAUGUUCUUCGGUUCCACCAGAUUCAAUAGUCUACCGCUAUUACCAACAUUCUCACACUAGUUCGACAUUAGACCCAUCGUUGAUCGGGAGGCAACCCCGGGAGCAGCAGACAAAACCCAAGAAAAGGCAGAAGAGAAAAAACACGGAUCUCUGAUGUGGAGGAUCACAAAUACAUGAGAAAUAUGCGUUUGUGUGUGUUUGAGAGAGAAGGGAGGGGGAGAGGGUUUGAAGAAAGGGAAAAAGAAGACAAAGCAGGAUAUUCUCAAGAAGGGUACGGAGUACUAGAGAAAGACUGGUGGAAGAUGAUGACGAUGGUGCCACCCACAAACGGCUAUGCCCGAGAUCUCGAGCAAGGGAAAGCGGGGAGUGUUGUACUGUACCAUGGAACAAACCACGCAGGCACAGGUAAAAUACGGAGUCUGCUUAUCUAGCGUUUUCUUUUUCCUUCUUUUUGAUUUGUCUCACCCUCCUUUUUAUAGCUAC